GGAGUCAAGUUGGAAUUUUGGCGCGUCUGGUUGAAGAAAUCGAAGGGGUGCUGAGCCGGCUGAGAUUCUGCAUUAUUGCUGUCUCCUGGGCUCCUGAUCCUCCUCCAAAGUUCUUUGUCACCACUGCUCCCUAGACAGCAUGGAUGUGGAGGAAGAUGAAUUGUCUCUGCUGACUGCACUGCUGGAGGAGAACGAGUCAGCCUUGAAUUGUUAUCCGGAAGAGAGCCAACCCUCAACCCACGUUUACUGUUGUAAACCUGACACAUAUGAUGAGCUCUUCGAUGCUGAUGGUGACGGUGAAUCUUACACAGAGGAGGCUGAUGAUGGAGAAGUGGAAACUCCUGAAGACCAAAAGGAAAACCUGGCCACUCUUUUUGGAGAUAUGGAGGACUUAACAGAUGAGGAAGACAUUCCUCCAUUGCAGUCAACUAAAAACAGAGCAUACCUGGUAAUUGGUAAGAUGGGAGUCACUAGAAUGAAUGAAUUAAAGAAAUUGCAAGAACAAAUGAAGUCCUUACAAGAACAGCUAAAAAUGACAACAAUUAAUCAGCCUGCAAGUCCAGCCCGUGCACAUAAAUCUGUAGAUCAGUCUCCACGUCCCCCUCUAAAGGAGAAGAAAGUCCAGAGAAUUCAGGAGUCGACGUGCUUUUCUGCAGAGCUUGAUGUCCCUGCUCUACCAAAAACCAAGCGAGUGGCUCGGACACCAAAGGUUUCACCUACAGGUGUAGUACUGGAGACUGGUUCCUCACUGCCCUGGUUUUUUAAAAAUACACGGCCUCGAGUAUCCUCCACAGAGAUGAACAAGAAAAUGACUGGCCGAAAACUGAUCAGACUAUCUCAGCUCAAGGAAAAGAUAGCACGUGAGAACCUGGAAGAAAUAGACUGGGUGACAUUUGGGGUUAUACUGAAGAAAGUCACUCCACAAAGCAGUAACAGUGGGAAAACAUUCAGCAUCUGGCGACUGAAUGAUCUUUGUGACCUGACGCGGAAUGUAUCGUUGUUCUUGUUUGGAGAGGUUCACAAACAACUCUGGAAGACUGAGCAGGGUACCGUCAUAGGGCUCCUCAACGCCAACCCCAUGAAGCCCAAGGAUGGGUCAGAGGAGGUGUGCUUAUCUAUUGAUCAUCCUCAAAAGAUCUUGAUUAUGGGUGAAGCUAUUGACCUGGGAACCUGUAAAGCAAAGAAGAAGAAUGGAAAACCGUGUACACAGACUGUUAAUUUGAAGGACUGCGAGUACUGUCAGUAUCACAUACAGAUACAGUACAAGAAGCUCAGUGCCAAGCGAGCUGACUUGCAGUCUACCUUCUCUGGAGGACGAAUUCCGAAGAAGUUUGCCCGCAGAGGUGCCAGCUUGAGAGAACGACUAUGUCAGGAUGGUUUUUACUAUGGAGGGGUUUCUUCAGCAUCGUGUGCAGCCUCAAUUGCAGCAGCUGUAGCUCCUAAAAAGAAGAUUCAAACCACACUGACUGAUUUUGUCAUGAAGGGCACAGACUUGAUCCUUCAGGAAACGCAACGAAAACUUGGAAUACCCCAGAAGAGCUUGUCUUGCUCUGAGGAAUUCAGGGAAUUGAUGGACUUGCCUACCUUUGGAGCCAGAAAUUUGAAACAACAUUUAGCUAAAGCCAACUCACCAGGGAUCUUGGGGAGCCCAAAACCUGCAUUCCAGUCUAUCUCGGCAUCAGCCCUCUUGAAGCAACAGAAGCAGCAGAUGUUGGAGAUGAGGAAAAGGAAAACAGAAGAAAUAGAGAAACGAUUUCUGCAAAGUUCAAGUGAGGUCGUGAGCCCAGCUAUGCCAUCGUCUUCUCGACAGCCACCUUCUCGUUCUCCACCAACGAGGGCUGGGUUCCCCAGGUUGAAAGGAACCCCAGCCACACAGGCGCCCAAGCUGGGGCGAGGCAUCUCAGAAGGAGAUGAUGUUCUUGUUUUUGAUGAGUCACCGCCUCCAAAACCAAAACUAAGUGCUUUAGCAGAAGCCAAAAAGUUAGCUGCUAUAACCAAAUUAAGGGCAAAAGGCCAGAUUCUUACAAAAACAGACCCAAACAGCAUUAAAAAGAAGAAAAGCGACCUCCAGGAUGUGCUGGAGCUGAAGGAACGUGUAGAAAAGAGCGCCACAUUUUCUCCUCAAGCUGAAGAUGAAUUGGAGCCUGCCAGGAAAAAAAGGAGAGAACAGCUUGCCUACGUGGAAUCUGGGGAAUUUCAGAAAAUUUUAAAAGCAAAAUCAAAGCACACAGGGAUCCUGAAAGAAGCUGAGGCGGAGCUGCAGGAACUCUACUUUGAGCCACUGGUGAAAAAAGAACAAAUGGAAGAAAAGAUGAGAAACAUCAAAGAAGUGAAAUGUCGAGUAGUGACAUGCAGGAAGUGUGCCUACACCCACUUCAAGCUUUUGGAGACCUGCGUCCAGGAGCAACACAACUACUACUGGCAUGACGGCAUAAAGAGGUUUUUCAAGUGUCCCUGUGGAAACAGAUGUAUCUCCCUUGACAGGCUCCCCAAAAAGCACUGCAGUAACUGUGGCCUCUUCAAAUGGGAACGGGAUGCAAUGCUAAAGGAAAAGACAGGUCCCAAGAUAGGAGGAGAAACCCUGUUACCAAGAGGAGAAGAACAUGCCAAAUUUCUGAAUAGCCUUAAAUAGCCCUGCCUUCAAACAGGUACCCACAACUACAUUGCUUUUUGUGGUUCUGGGAAAGCAAGGUGGUGGGCCUGCGAUGCCCGUGUUCCUGACUGACACAGUCACAGCAAAUACUUGUUAAACCUACAGGCUUUGCCUACUUACUUCCCUCCGUUGUGUUGGUUUGACACCACAUUUAACAUUGACCUUUAAGUGGAAAAUCAAGAUGUUAUUGUCUUCUGUGUUCUUAGCCAGUGAUGGCUGCAUUCACACAAUUUUUUUGCCCAAAAACUGGAAGGUCAAUCAAGAGCUGGUUUCUGUAUCUCUUGGAUUAUAGUGUGUGUGGUGUCGCUUCUUGAAUCGCAGUAAGGUUCUAGUGUUUAUGUGGGACACAGAGGCAAAAUAAUUAAUUUAGUUCACCUCAGGUAAGAUCCUUAACUUCUGGGCUUCAGCUGCCUUAAAAUGAGGAAGGCUGGACUAAGUGAUCUUGAAAUGUGUCUUUCAGCGCUCAGAUUCUAUAAAUAUAUGUAACUUUUUCAUCUAGAUAAUUAUGAUUAUUGCCCUUGAUUUGGUCUUCAUGUACUGAUAUUACAAGCCAGGUUCCUUCUUUCUGUUCUAUUAUAUUUGUAUUGUUCUUUGAGAUUAAGUCACUGAAUCAUGGGGCAUUUCAAUUCAUAUCUCUGUGUGGCUCUCUGGGCCCUUACAAUAUUGUGGAGCUCUGUAAUGCAAAUAACCUAAAAUCAUAUCGUUUUUAAAUAUGGGUUUAUUUUA
Molecule: messenger RNA, 3379 nt
Organism: Hipposideros armiger (great roundleaf bat)
Lineage: Eukaryota; Metazoa; Chordata; Mammalia; Chiroptera; Hipposideridae
Gene: MCM10
Product: minichromosome maintenance 10 replication initiation factor
Exons: 19
Coding region: 140-2632 (830 amino acids)
Biological process (GO): DNA replication; DNA replication initiation
Cellular component (GO): nuclear replication fork; nucleus
Molecular function (GO): DNA replication origin binding; single-stranded DNA binding
Source: RefSeq, a predicted model, not a curated record